UUGUUGUUUUCACUCUUGGUUCGGGAUCCGAAAGCGACGCGUUUCGAGCCGGAAGUUCCGGUUUAUCAUCAUCGGUGGCGCGAGACGUGCGAAUUCUGGCAGCUGCCACUACAUUGGCCCCAUUGUCAUGGACAACUGCCUUCACCUUUUCAAAAGGAGUGUGAAAUUUGGUAGCAGCCUCCUCCAGCCAAUCUGCAAUGUUUGUGGCUGUAUGCCUCUCCUCUAGAGGCAUUGUAGUAAGGGAGAGGGACUUCAUUUCCCAAUCAUCUCCCAAAAAAUGAUGUGACCCCCAGAUAAGCCUCUGUGGCCACACUCGUCCAAAUGUCUGUUGUCAGUGCAACACAGUCUGUCUCCUUAAGAACACUCUUUAAUGUAUCUGUUAUUUCUGAGUACUUUUGCUCCAUCAUAUUUGUGAAAUGUAUGUUCUUGAGGGAAUGGUGUAUUUGGGAUUGAAAGCUUUGAUCAUGUUCUUAAAUCCUGUGUCCUCCACCAUGGACAGUGGGCGCAUGUCUGUGAUGAGCAUAUUUAAAAUGCUGUUGGUAAAAACUGCAGCUUCUUUCACAGUGCAUAAGGGGCCUGUCCAGACAAAGCUGUCCAUGCGCCGCUGUGAUGUACUGUAGGGAAAAAAAAAAACAUUGAUUUGUACAACAAAUGCUAUAAACUUGCCCAAAAGUAAAUCUAUAUGCUAAUGAAUGUAGAUUUGUCCAUCUGUAGCAUUUAUUAUUACUACCUUAUGUAUGGGGAAGGUGUGUUUUGAGAUGUAACCUGUGAGUGUGUUUGUGUGUGUCUCUGUCUGUGCGCGCCACACGCGCGGGAGGGAGAGAUGAAGAGGGAUGAACUACAUGAGUGAGAUUUUGGGCUACCUACUGUAUGACGUGAAUCCUCCUGAGGGCUUUAACCUGCGGCGGGAUGUGUACAUCCGCAUGGCAUCCCUGCUGAAGACCCUAAGGCAGCGGGGCGACUGGGUGCUGGUUCUGCCCCCAUGGGGUCGUCUGUACCACUGGCAGAGUCCUGACAUGCACCAGGUGCAGAUCCCGUGGGCAGAGUUCUUCAGCGUCAGCAGCCUGCAGGCCAACAUUCCAGUCAUCGAGUAUGAAGAAUUCAUCGCAGAGUCUGGUGGGCCCUUCAUUGGUCAGGUGUUGGUGCUGCAGAACUAUGCAGAAGGCUGGAAAGAGGGAACAUGGGAGGAGAAGGUGGAUGAGCGACCCUGCGUUGAUCGCUUAACAUACAGUAAAGACGAACAAGGAUACUACAGAGGCUGGUUCUGGGGUUAUGAGGAGACUCGAGCUCUUGGUGUGACCUGUCUGUCUGUUCAGGGACACGCCUCUGUUCUCGCUCCUUACCUACUGGAGAACGUCACAGCCACAUCAGUGAUGUUGGACAGAGCUGAAACUCUCCUCCAUGAUCACUAUGCAGGAAAAGAUUACUGGAACACCCGGCGCAGUAUGGUGUUCGCCAAACACCUGCGUGUUCUUGGAGACCAGUUUAGAGCAAAAUACCUCAACUCCACUGAUGAACAGGACCACACACCCUACAGUGAGGACUGGACACAUAUGAGGGCUAAGUUGGGCAGUGCUAAAGGAGGCCCAUACCUGGGUGUGCACCUGCGCAGGAAGGACUUUAUCUGGGGUCAUCGUGAGGAUGUCCCGAGUCUGAAGGGAGCUGUGAAGAAAAUCCGCAGCCUCAUGAAGAAACUCAAGCUGGAGAAAGUGUUCAUAGCCACUGACGCUGAAGAUGAAGAGGUGCUGAAGCUGAAAAUGCUGCUGCCUGAGAUGGUGAGAUACGAGCCGAGUCGAGACGAGGUGGAGCUGCUGAAGGACGGAGGAGUCGCCAUUAUAGACCAGUGGAUCUGCACACACGCCCGGUACUUCAUCGGGACCUCAGUUUCGACUUUCUCCUUCCGCAUCCACGAGGAGAGAGAGAUUCUGGGCUUUGACCCUAAAACCACCUACAACCGAUUCUGUGGGGAUGCAGAAAAAGAGUGUGAACAGCCAACACACUGGAAAAUAGUCUACUGAGUUGGGAAACCCUCUCCAGCACCAGGUCGAACUCUGCUCCAUCACAGGAGCAAGGUUACAGACGGAUCAAAGCACGGCUGCCUCUACAGAUACUGAGUGUUCGGUGUUUCUCUACCAUACAGUGUUUUGUUUCAUGAGAAAGUAUUUUUAUGAAAUCUAGAAUUAAUGGCACCCCUCAUAAAGAUGAGUAUGACUUAACACGGUUAAGUCAUAUUUUGAGCUCUCACACACAGGAAUGGUGUAUGUUUUUAUUUAUAUGCAAUAUAUAUAUAUUUUUUUAAUGGGCUGAUUUUUCUUCAAAGAAGUAUUUUCAGAAAUUUUGGCACCCCUAUAUGAAAAUAAUAUAACUCCAUUGACCUUCCUGUAAUGAUUUAACGAGAUUCAGUUUUUUGUUUUGUUUGUAUAGUACUUUUAACAAAUGACAUUGUCAUAAAACAGCUUUACAGAAAUAUUUACAAUACUGUGCAAAAGUCUUAGGCAUGUUUAAAGAAAUGCUGUAGACCAAAAAUGGCUUAAAAGAAAUGAAAUGUUUCAACAUUUAAAAAAAAAAUACUAUAAAACAGUCAUCAGUAAGCCAUAAUAAAUGAAACAAAGUCAAUAUUUGGUGUGAGACGACCCUUUGGUUUAAAAAAAAAAAAUGGUAGUCUCAGGUACAACGAGUGCAGUUUUAUGAGCUGUAGGUUUUACUGAGCAUCUUGCAGAACCAGCCACAGUUCUUCUGUACACUUGCUUCGUAAUUUUGCACCAAAACCCAGUAGCCUUCAUUAUUUAUGUUCUCUUUUUUAAUCUGAAAAGUGCUCUCUUAUGCUGCUCAGAUUAAACCCCCCCCCCCCCCCCCCCAACACACACACACACACACACAUUUAAUUUUGUGCUGAGGAAAAGAAAACAAACAAAUGUUUGGAACUCUAAAAUGUUUUUGUACUGACUCCAACUUUGAGACGACAUGAGGAAGAAACCGUGUAUUAGUGGAUGAGUUGUUACUAUAGAAACAGCAAACCACAGAUUUCCAGUAGGAUUCAGAACCUAGAGACCAACACUCUGUUUACAUGAGCAAGCACCAAAGCGAUAGAUAUUUCAUUUUCUGGACGCGUGCGCAACACGGAGCUGUAAUUUCAGCAACAUUUGAAUGGAGAUUUUCUCAAUUCGAUGUACCUACGAGACCUAAUAGUAAAGCGACCGUCCUAAACAAUUGGCUUUAGUGGUAUGAUGUAUUAUCGGUUCCCCGUUCACAAGCUGUGAUUAGUUCCAAUUUAUUUUUUGACACAAAAAUGGAAGUAAACCUUGCAAUGUUUAUUUAAAUUUAUUUAUUUUUUAAAUUUCAUAUUACAGUAUCUGGUCAUAAGAAUAAUAAAGCAUGGAGGGAUGUAGCGGAGAGCGUUGGUGCCUCAAAUGAGAGUAUAUAGCGAGUUGAGCUCGCUCGCUUUGCUAAUAUAAUCCAAGAACAAAGCUAAUACGAAGCCGAGUAUGUAAGAUAUAAUGCACACAUGGUUUUCACCCUGAAUUCUGCAACUUUUGAUGCAGCAUUUCUGCACAAAAACCUGGUUGCUUCUACCAGGAGGUUAUGAUUUAACCAUAGAUUGAACUUGCAUCAAGAAUAUCAUCAUAAUGUCAAACAAAACUCAGUCAACACAAAUUGCAUGAUUUAAUUUGUAAUGCUUUAUGAGUUUGUUUAAGAAGCUUUAUGGAAUUCCAUCUGUUUAUUCUUAGAACUUGAACUUAACUUGACAGGCCACGCCCACAAACAAGCACAAUUUCUGUCCUGCUCCAAUUGCUGUGUAGAGAUGCAUUUCAGGGAUGUAUGUUUGCACUGGUGGUGGUGGUGAUUUUUUUUUUUUUGCCAGAUACAUCUAUGGCCCAGUCAUAACAUACUGGCUUGAAGCAACCAGGUUUUAUGGUGAAAAAUGAAAGCAGCAGGAUUCAUGAUGCAAAUAAUAGACGUAAAAUAUCCUUGUUGUGAUGGAAUGAAUCAGGUUUUUAAAAAAACAUUUUCUGUCCUUUUUUUUUAUUUCUUCAUGGGGAUGCAUGAUGGAAAGGGUUUUUUUUAAAUUAUUUUUGAGCACAGCUUUUAAAAGUUUGUGUUUUAAAUGAUGCUAAUUUUGUACUACGUACACAGAUACUCUCAUACAUUCCAUCCUUGAACAUGUUUGCCUUUGCCAGGAGGUUCUGACUCGGCCAUCGAUAAAGAUAAUGACUGCAAACACAUACUGGACAUUCAGAUCAAGGAACUCCAUAUGCACACAUUUUAUAUAUACAGUAUACACCAAUCAGCCAGGGGAAGUGAAUAAAAUUUGAUUAUUCUGUCCAUAUUCACUGGAUAUGAGCAAUCGCGCGCUCUGAUUGGCUACUCUACUACUAGGCUAUCAGCUCAGAUACCGUGAGUACAGAAAAAUAAAACGGUGGAGCGUGCUGCUAAACCAACCAAGGAUGAAAUUAAAACUACUUGAAAACAAAACCCCCCAAAAUAAAAAAAAAGCAACAAAAUAUGGAAUAAAAGUAUUUGACAGUAAGAACGUAUCUUUUUUUUAAUUUUUUUAAGAAUUAUAGCAUUUUUCACAAAUUGCUCCUGUCAUUUGCUUUCUUCAUUUUUAAGCAUUAAAAUUUGUUUAUAUUUAUUAUUAUUAUUUUUUUUUUAAGACUGGUUCAAAAGCUCAAAGAAGUUUGAAAAUUACAUAACUGAAAUGUGCAAGGAAUAAUUAAAUGUCUAAAGCUAUUCUAUACCUCGGCAUGACAGAAAGAUGGCACUUUAUACAAAAAACAAAACAACAAUACUAAAUUUAAUUAGUGCAGCCUUCGAUAGCUUUUUAAGAAGUCUGCCUAAGCAGAAAUGAUUUUGUCACGCAUUUUGCAUAGUUUUUAUUAACCACAUUUGCUAAAAAUAAAAAUACUGUGUUUCUCAAAAUCCAGUGAAUGUGGAUAGAAUAAGACAGUUCUUCCACUCAAUCUCAUUGUACAUGGCUUAUAGCCAACUCGAAGAUACAUGCUUCAUCGACUAUCAGCUCAUACAUGACUCAAUUUCGUGGAAUAACUGUUAAAUAUCUCAUUACAACGGCACCUGUAAAGGAGUGGGAUGUAUUAGGCAGCAAGAGAACAGUCAGUGCUUGAAGUUGAUGUGUUGGAAUCAGAAAAAAUGGGCAAGCGUAAGGAUCUGAGUGACUUUGACAAGGGCCAAAUUGUGUUGGCUAGAUGACUGGGUCUGAGCAUCUCCAAAAUGGCACAUCUUGUGGGGUGUUCCUGGUAUCCAGUGGUUAGUACCUACCAAAAGUGGCCCAAGGAGGGACAACCGGUGAACCGGCAACAGGGUCAUGGGUAUCGAAGGCUCACUGAUUCGCAUGGGGCACAAAGGCUAGCCCAUAUGGUCCAAUCCCACAGAAGAGCUACUGUAGCACAAACUGCUGAAAAAGUUAACGCUGGCUAAAACAGAAAAUUUGUCAAUAUUAACUUUUUUAAUGUUAUGGCUGAUCAUUGUGUAGUGUACAUGUGGUUUCACCUGAUAGGACUUUUGUCUGAAAUGUCCUGUUUCUCUGGAAACUCUGAAUGUUAAUCACAUCUACUAUGGUUAUUGAAGUAGUAUGAAUGGAAAAUCUGAACUUUUGUGUGUAAAAUGUAAUUAAUACAUCAUUUUUCUCUUGAAGUGUGCCAGUAAUUCUGGAGUCAACUGAAUAAUAUACUGUAGACUGAAACCAAAAACCGUGGCCUUGUUCUCUCAUCAUGUCUUAUGUGGUGGAUCAGUCCUGAAACGCUGUGGCGGUGAGACAGUGCCAAUGACAUGGUGUUUUUAAAUUGCAGUAUAAAAUAUGUACAGUAUUUUUGUGAAGGCGGGGUCAGCUGGGAUAGGCUCCAGCUUGCCUGCGACCCUGUAGAAGGAUAAAGCGGCUACAGAUAAUGAGAUGAGAUGAGAUGAGAUUUUUGUGAAGCAUGAUACUGCAUCUGAAUAUUUCAUGUCUGAAGUAUGAGGAUGUGCUCAUGAGUACUUUUUUCUGUAUCCAAAAAUAAAAGACAUGCACACA
Molecule: messenger RNA, 6028 nt
Organism: Neoarius graeffei (lesser salmon catfish)
Lineage: Eukaryota; Metazoa; Chordata; Actinopteri; Siluriformes; Ariidae
Gene: pofut2
Product: protein O-fucosyltransferase 2
Exons: 10
Coding region: 834-2018 (394 amino acids)
Biological process (GO): protein O-linked glycosylation via fucose
Molecular function (GO): peptide-O-fucosyltransferase activity
Source: RefSeq, a predicted model, not a curated record